Molecule: messenger RNA, 2280 nt
Organism: Westerdykella ornata
Lineage: Eukaryota; Fungi; Ascomycota; Dothideomycetes; Pleosporales; Sporormiaceae
Product: DUF1253-domain-containing protein
Exons: 1
Coding region: 113-2236 (707 amino acids)
Biological process (GO): maturation of SSU-rRNA from tricistronic rRNA transcript (SSU-rRNA, 5.8S rRNA, LSU-rRNA)
Cellular component (GO): nucleolus; small-subunit processome
Molecular function (GO): rRNA binding; U3 snoRNA binding
Source: RefSeq, a predicted model, not a curated record
ACCUCUUAUAAUAGUAUUUAUUAUAUUUUGUCCCCACUGCGACGAGUGAGUGAGCGUCUCUUGCAACCCUCUCGUCAUAGAAGCCUGUGACAUUCUACAGAUCUAGUCUUCGAUGGCGCCGAUUCGAGCGCGCGGCGGCUUCCGGGGAAGACCAGGGGGUUCUGGCCGGUUUGGACGAGGGAGACAGAAAAGGCGACACGACACGCCCGCCCGAGACGCAUCCGCAGAAGGUCACGUCGAUUCCAACGUCGAGUCCCAAGAUGGACCCGACGGAGACGUCAGCGAUGUGGAGGACGUGGAGCAGGAAGAUGAUGAAGAGGACGAUGCUCAGCCUGCCAUCAGCGCCUACCAGACGCUCUUGCGAUCCUAUCACGUCUCACAUGAAGGGUCACGCCAACAUCCCCGGAAACGGUUGAAGACGACGCAUGAGCGUGGCGAGAUGUCAGAAGGAGGGGAAGACGAGGAGUCGGACGCUGCGAGAAAGCAAGCCGACGAAGAGGAUGAGGAGGUAGCUGGAGAACUGGACGAGGGAGACGACCUGGACCAAGAUCGUCGCGAUCCUUUCGUUCACCACUUUGCCGAUCCUGACGAGAACGAGCUGACGAAGCGACUGAAAGCUGUGGCAGCAAACCAAUGGUCGACAGAGCGUAUCACUGUUGCCGAUGGAGGAAAAUGCCUCGUGCAGAUACCAGGUGAAGAGGCAAACCCACCCAAGAGGCCAGCAGUAACGAGCACAACCGAUCUCAACCUGAAGCCUCGUCUCCAGUCGAAAGCAAAGUCUGUCGUGGGAUCCUUUUCCUCCGUGGAGCAAGCCAUUGCACCCUCUCUGUAUAACUAUCAGGAUGUUCUGUUCGGCGGCAGAACUGUUCAGAAUGCUGGCCGCUUGCGCCAGGUGACGUGUCUUCACGCCUUGAACCAUGUCUUCAAAACUCGGGACCGAGUUAUCAAGAACAACGCCAAGGUCUCUCAGGCCGCGGACGAGGACGUCGAAUACCGGGACCAAGGCUUCACCCGCCCCAAGAUCCUUUUCCUUUUGGAAACGAAGCAAGCCUGCGUGCGUGCAGUCAACACCAUCACAGAGCUAUGCGAUUUUGAGCAGCAGGAGAAUAAGAAGCGCUUCAUGGACAGCUUCUCUGCACCCGAGAACAAGUUCUCCGACGAUCGGCCUGACGAUUUCCGCGAACUGUUCGAGGGCAACGAUGAGAAUGAGUUUCGCAUAGGCCUCAAGUUCACCCGCAAGACGCUAAAGUUAUACUCCAAGUUCUACAACUCCGAUAUCAUCUUCGGUUCGGCGCUCGGUUUACGUCGUGCCAUUGAAUCGGGGGAUCCGAAGAAGAAAGACUACGACUUCCUUAGCUCCAUUGAAAUGGUCGUCAUGGAGCAAGCCGACGCUACGCAGAUGCAAAACUGGGAUCACAUUGAGUAUGUGUUCUCCCAUCUCAACCUGCAACCCAGAGAUGCCCAUGGCUGUGACUUCUCAAGAGUCCGUUCUUGGUAUCUAGAUGGUCAUGCGGCCAAUCUGCGGCAAACCAUCGUUCUCUCCGCCUAUCUUACCCCUCAGAUCAAUGCCCUCUACAACAAGUACAUGAGAAACGUGUCUGGACGAUUGAAGUACACUCCGGAUUAUGCGGACGGCAUAAUCGAGAGUUUACCGUAUACCAAUAUCAGACAGACCUUCACGAGGUUCACGUCGCAGACACCUCCCUCCGACCCAGACGCUCGCUUUGCCUUCUUCAACUCAGCCAUACUCCCCCAAAUCACGAAGCUGGUCAGCUCCAGACCUCCCGACGCUCCGGGUGGUUUGGGAAUUCUUGUCUUCAUACCGUCUUACCUGGAUUUCGUGCGCGUCCGCAAUUCGCUCGUAGAGAGCAACUUCAGCUACGCCAGCAUCUCCGAGUACACUGAUGCCACAGACGUGCGUAAAGCGCGCUCCCACUUCAUGAGCGGCCGACAUUCGGUGCUGCUAUACACCGGCCGCGCACACCAUUUCCACCGCUACAAUAUGCGCGGCGUGAAACGCGUCGUCUUCUACGGUCUUCCUGAAAAUCCCAGAUUCUACGAAGAGGCGGUAGGAUUCAUCGGCAAGACAUUGGAGAGGGGAGAAGCGGAGAAGAAGGAGGUAUGGGUUCGGUGCGCAUUCUCCAAAUGGGAUGUGCAAGCACUUGAACGCAUCGUGGGCAGCAAGAGAGUGGGCAGAAUGGUGGGCGACCGGGGUGAUACUUUUGACUUUGUGUAGGUGAUAUACCAUAACCGUUUGAUUGCUUCGCUAUUGUACAUGCG